AUGCCCGGUGUCUUGCUUUCAAUAUUACUUCAAGACAUGGUUGCGACAUCUGCUGGCAAGCUGGAACCAAAAAAUAUACAUGUUAUAGGAUUCAGCUUGGGCGCACAAGCUGCAGGCUUUUGCGGUCGCCAUUUCUACAACGCCACAAAAGAGAAACUUGGACGCAUAACAGGUCUUGACCCGGCUGGGCCUUUGUUUACCACCUCGAACGCGGCCUUGUCGAAGGAUGACGCGACCUUUGUUGACGUCAUACACACCAAUGCAGGGAAUUUUAUGGAUCUGAAGCUUGGAAUUAAGGGGCCGAUAGGGCAUGUUGACUUCUACCCAAAUGGUGGCAGCAAACAACCAGGCUGUCUUGACGUUGGCUGCAGUCAUUCAAGAGCGCGAGAAUUAUUCCAGGCAUCGAUAAAUUCAAAGUGCCCUUUCGCAGCAUACCCAUGCGGGAGUGACUGGGUACGACUUGUUGGAUACCAAGAAGCAAGUGACUGGUGGUGCUAUCAAGAGAUGGGCUACAACAGUGUCAACAUGCAAGGGAGAGGGAACUUUUAUUUGAUGACAAAAGAUGUGCCACCUUACUGCGUUCAAUCACCAAGUGAUAUAUAUGGAUAUCCGGAAUUUAAUACGGGAAAGAAGCCUGAUACCCCUAAUGUGCCGCUUUGAGUUGGAAUGCCUCGAAUUCAUCUCUCAAGUCGCCUAAUUUAUGAAUACACUGUAGUCUACAUGUCAGUUGGUCAACGCGAUGAUGCAGCGGUCAAAUAUUAUUUCGCCGCGUCCUUUACAGCACGCGCGUGCGAUAAUCAUAUGAGUAAACUGUACGAGUUCUAUGAGACC
This is a messenger RNA of Dermacentor andersoni, 831 nucleotides long. The record is from RefSeq and is a predicted model, not a curated record. NCBI's taxonomy places the organism in Eukaryota, Metazoa, Arthropoda, Arachnida, Ixodida, Ixodidae.